This is a messenger RNA of Mycena citricolor, 5083 nucleotides long. NCBI's taxonomy places the organism in Eukaryota, Fungi, Basidiomycota, Agaricomycetes, Agaricales, Mycenaceae. The record is from the annotation of a GenBank genome assembly.
CUUCUUUACCCUGACACCAACUGUUUCGCUUCACUGCCCCGCCCGAGCAACCACGCAUUGAUCACACACGUCUCUUCUUUCCGCCACCACGAUCUCCGCCUCUAGAACAUGGCGGUCCUCGCUCUGCCAUCGAGCUUCACCAACUCUUUCUGGUCUCAGGAUUACCGACGCGGCCUUGAGGUGCUAUACUCCAAACUCGAGCAGGGAAUAGAGGAAAAUGACGAAAUCGUCACUUUCAUCCGGGCGCGUGCUGCUGCAGAACGUCAGCUCAGUGAAGCGUUGAUGCAUCCUAUGCUGACGGGAGCUGCUGGCAAGGGCUUCGGCAAGGAUGACGGCGCCUCGCUUCUCAUGGCGUUUCGGGGGCUGCAAUCGCAGUCUGUAGCUCAGGGGCAAACUCAUAGGGCUAUUGCAACUGACUUGGACGCGUUGGUUGCUGACCCUUUCGCACAAUGGGCUGUUGGAUAUCAGGAUCGUCUACGCCAAUCGCGCGCGUCUCUCAUCGAUCAAUAUUUACGAGCGUACGAACACGCACAAGGCGAAGUCUCCAAGUUGAAGCACAACUAUCUUGACAAAACACGGCGCGCCGACGAGGCCGAGGAUGACGCCAAGUUCGCGCCCAACAGCGUAGGUCGGGAUCCGUAUACGACAUCGCCGAGCACCCGUCCUGUCGAUGGCGGUCAUAGGAGUUCGCCAGUGCGCUCAGCCAGCGUUUCUGAACGCAUUGCUUCUCGUCUACGUGAAAUCCAGAAGCGGGCUGUCGCCUCUGCUGGUGCAGCCAGCGAAGAGAAGCAGGCGCCAUCCGAAUCCGAGACGAUUUUCGAGCACCAAGAGCAAGCUUCUCCGAAAGUCGACAAGGGAAAGGGCAAAGCUGUAGAGACUGGCGAUGAGGGUGUGAUCGCUGCCUCUCCACCUCCGAUGUCUCCGCCUCUUCCUCCGAAAGUAGAAAUCCCCGUUUCUCCGAUGCCAGCGAUGCCCCCGCCCCCAAUGCUUCUCGCCGGGCUUUCAUUGCCCCCUUCUGCCAUCUCGCAGCUGUUGACGAAAGCAGCGGCCGAACUGCCCCUGAGACCGGUGCGCUUCCCCUUGUUGGGAGAGUAUCCGAACUGUUUCACUGGGGAGGAAUUUGUUGCUUGGUUGAACGAGAAUGUUCAAGGAUUCGGAGGGAGCCUGGAUCGUGCCGAAGAAGCUGCGAUGGAGCUGACCGAGCGGGAUAAGCUCCUUCGCCGGGUCGGAGAGUUUGGAAAUCAAUUCGAGCAUUCCGACGAGGCUUUUUAUCAGUUCAGGCCCAAGGCAUUUGAUCUGGAAGGCAAGGACACACAGCCCGCUCCAGCCACGCUGAGCUCCCCGAUCAAGACUCAGACCGACGCGUUGUUCAAGCGCACGAACACGUUUGUCAGCCUCGUAAGCAAGGCUCUCUCAGCCCAGCAGGCAGAGCCCGCGUACGUUCGAGCGCGAAAUGAGGCUGAAGAAGCCGAUCAUCUCUUCCGCGCCGGCACCCGCAAGCUCGAUCGGCAACGUCUGGGAUUGGAAGAGAGAAUCGAAGACACUCUCAAAGUUCUGCAGCGAUGGGAAAUGGAACGGCUCCGGGCCGUGAAGACGGUCCUGCUCCAGUACCAUGCCACGCUGGCGAAUCUGCCCAAAGGCCUGGAGCAAACGAACGAGACCUCUGCCACGCUCAUUGCUGCAUACUUGCCGGAGUCGGACCUGAACGCCCUCAUUGAGCGCUAUCGGACCGGACCGUUCCGCCCUGAGGCACAAGUGUACGAGUCGGUGUCACACGUCGAGACGGAUGUUGUGUUCGGGAUUGAUCUGCGGCGCUGGGCUGAGGGCGGCUGGGAUGCGAUCAGCAGCGCCGAGCCUCGCAAGCAUGACAUCCCUCCGGUGGUCACCUCGCUCCUUGCUGCGUUGACCGAGGCGUACAGCAAGCUUCCCUCUGACAUGGAAAAGCGCAAGUCGUGGAUCUACGAAGUGCCGCUUCCGGCCGUACAUCAUCUGCGCGAGGCUUUGAACUCAGUCCCCAUGGACGCGAUUCCCCCAACCGACUUGUUCGCCCCAUACGACGCAGCAGUCAUCGCGGCCACAAUCAAGCUGUGGUUGCUUGAGCUCGACCCUCCGCUCGCGAUGUGGGAAGGUUGGGAUGAGAUCCGGAAACUGUAUCCCACUGUUGGGGCUGCAGCAAACAAGGACGAUAGUGAAGCCGCUGCUCAGCGGAUCACCGAUCUUGGCAUGGCACUGCAGCGACUGCCGCGCAUUCACUUGAAUGUCCUGGACGCCAUCGUGAGCCAUUUGCGCAACCUAAUCGACACGACCAGCGUCGAAGAAGCGGAAGAAGUGUACGUCACUAAGCUCGCACUAUCUGUUGGGCGCACCAUCCUUCACCCGAAAUUCGAGUCUGAAAUGUCCAUUCAAGACCGGCAUCCGACCUUGAUGUUCAUGGAUCUAGUCAAGAACUAUGCGGCCAUCAUUCCACCUACCAUUGCUCGGAAGAAGCGAGAGUCAGAACGCAAGAUCCCAAUCCGGAAACGGACUGCGCCGAUUGACAUGCGCCUGAGCCGAAGCCGAAUUUCUAUUGGUGCCGACGCUCAGCAGCUGCUGGCGGCCCAGCAGGUUGCACAGAAUCCUUCUCUUCACAGGGCGUCUCGGUCAAUUGACUCCAGAUCUCCUGCUCCUCCAGUCCCGCCCGUUCUGAAAGAGGAAGCUCCAGCCCCGUCAUCGCAGCCCCAGCCACUGACACCGCCUCCGCCGCCGCCUUUGACCGCCGCACAGCCGCUUGAGGUGCCGCCCCCGCCGCCACUGCCUGUUGCGCCAACGCCGUCUGUGGUGCCUCCACCGCCGCCUCCGAGCACAUUCGUUGCUCCGCCGCCGCCGCCUCCGAUGCCGGCGUUCAAAGAACCGCCGCCUGAAUCUGAGGACGAAGCGCCGCCGCCUCCCCGCCCGGCAUUCAAGGAGCCACCGGCCGAGCCCGCGUCACCGACGACUGUUGCGCACCGCCAGGUCGGCGGCAGCCAGAGCACAUCACGAAGCGGCUCACCGGCUCCGGAACAUACCGAAGGCAUUGUGGCUGGAGCACUUUGAACAGGAAAAACUCGAUCGGCUCACCUCCGGCCAGCCCCCACUACAAGCGGGUGCCGGGCAGCCCGGGGCGGCCGUCGAGCGUUCUGGGCCGGCAGUCCACAUUCUCGACGCGAACGAUGGAGUCAGACGCGGAGGACAAUCUUGUGGAUAAGAAAUAGGUAUUGAGAUCAAGUAAUUAUGGACAUGUGGUACCACAAUGCACUGGUUGCGCGCAUCUUGCACACAGCUGCAUCCUGCACUCCGGACAUUCGUAGUACGUUGAGGGGAUGUCUGCGCUGCGAAACACAACGGGACACCCGAAUGGACAAAAAUGCAGGUCGUCCUGGGAUCGGACGAGACUGAGCAGGGACCCUUCGAAGGCUCGCUCGCAUUCUUCGGGGGGCAGACACGCUACUAUCAGGGACAGCGGGAUCUCCGCUGAACAGUCGCAGCAGUAGGGCGCGAAAUCGCACGCCGGCGACAGGAGAAUGUCCAGGCAACCAGAGCAGUAGCGAUGUCCACAGGGAAGCUCCACAGGGUGGGUCGGAUCAGUGCGACACAGCAUGCAGUCGCCCGGCGGGAGCGACUCUCGCAGCCCCCAGCUGAGCACUGCGGCACUGACCUCGUCUCGCAUUUUCUGCUCGCCCAAUACGGUCAGCGUCUUGGAGCGAAUAUCACACGUGAUCUUCGUAGAACCAUACUGGGCCUGCAGGCUCUGCAGGCCCCCUCCUCCUGUCGCAAGGUGGGAGAUCACAUCAGAUAUGUCGAGUACGCAUCGCUGCUCGUUCACGGUCUUCAGCAGCUUUGCAAUCUGCGCCUCGGCUUUUGACCGGUCUCCCCAGAUGCGAAGGGCGCGACAGCGUCUGUCACAGCGAAUGAAAACGGCUGGGUCUUUGUCGUUCAGCCGCUGGAGAGGCCCGUCGCUGCUUGCCAUCGAAAAAUACGGAUCCGGAAAGGGAAUCUCUGCCCCCAAAACGAGUGCUUGGACCGUUUCCCGCAGCUUGGCUGCAUCCGCAGAAUCUCGAUGGAACAGACACACGGUUCGUGUCUCGUCGUAACAGCGAACAUUGUUGCCCAGGUCGCAGCCGUUUACGGCAUCCCGGAUGAGCCCGAAAGGAAAAUGGCUCUCGGGCAGUGUGUAUCUGGAAAAGAAGACGGCCUGAGUUUUGAUAUCACGGUCACCCAAGAACGGGUGUUUUCUGCCCUUCAAGUAGGCCGUAGCUUUUGCGAUCGUGGAGGGAGAAAGAAACUCGGCGAAUGCCGUGACUUUGCUCUCGGAUGGCAAAGUUGGCAUGACCUCAAACAAGGUGACAACCCCCAGCUGUUCAAGAAGUGUGCGGAUGUCGUGCUCGGGAGAUUGCGUGUAGUUUGGCUCGCUCGGGUUGACCGAGGUAGGGCCUGUGUGUUCGCAGAUUGAGGUGAGCUCCUCCCGGGAGACUCGCGCAGGAAGAUUCUCGAGCAGAACAGGCACACGGUCCUGCUGACCACGCGACUGGGAGUGGUAUUUAGCGACGAUCUUGCGCUCUCCAACGGUCAGUCCAUCCAGCGCAGCCGCCGCUUCCUUCGCCUUGGAGACUGUCCGGUAAAAGGCCCAUGCGAUGGUACUCGGUGCAUCCCAUACAAGUUUCAGAUGCCGCGGUGUUCCUGGCUUGUGCACUGAGCCCCCCAGUUUCCCAUCGCAUUCAAGUUCGGCAGCUACGAUCUUGUCCUCAAUCACCAAGCCGUUGAGAUGGGCUCUUGCGGUCAACGCUUGCUGUGCAUUCUCCAGGUCAAAAUACGCAUUCAGGCGCCCUCCAACAAGUCGGAUAACACGAUUCGUGAUCGUGCCGUGGGGUUCAACAAAUGCAGCCAAGUCAUCCACGUUGGUGCCGGAGGGAAAGUGGGACAAAACGACAGUCCUGGACUCAAAGGCCGUAUUUUGGAUGUGAGCGGUCGCCCCGGGUCCGAAUUCGACGGAACAGUUGUAAAUCGUCCGCAGAGCAACCGAUUCCACCGUUUCUUCUCCUGCCGACAACGAUUUACUCACAACAGG